AUGACUUCACUGUUGAGGAAACUGAAUGACGACCUGAUCGAUGAGCCCCCUGACCUUCACAGCAAGUGUUGGCUUCAGGGCCUCGCGGGGUGGCUGGUGGUUAUCGGACUUGUCUACGGAAUCGUCUUCAACUGCUUCAGCUGGGCCAGGGCGUACACACAUCCCUUCGCCAAAGUUAACUUCGAGGCUUUCCGAGACUUUGGCGACUUCUCCGACGUUGGUAUCAAGCCCAUAGAGUACGCAAGUUUAGCUGCCGCCCUUCUCUACGUCAUGGCCUUCGAAGAACAGAAGAGUGCGGAAAUCGGCAGGCUCAUCCGGAACUCGUCGUUCAACCUGACCAACGUCACCUCAUCCCUACAGUCAUUCGCCUGCACUUGGGAGACCGGUUCCUGCCAGCUGGGCUCAACACGCUUACUCAACUCUGCUUGUUACAUGGGAACAGCAACAGGGCAGCUGGUUGCAUGCCCAGCGCUAGCCCUGGAUCGGCCCAACGCUACGGGUACCUUCGACGGUGUUCUCGGACAACUGUGCGGACCUCGAAGUAUCUUUGCUGUUAACGACGGGCUCCUCCCUGAGCCUUCAACCCAUUGCGUCCAGUGCGAUGCUGUUGCCGCUCAGCUCGGUAUAUUCGAUGCGGAUAUCGUAGCUGCUGCCUGUGGCUGUUUGGCGAGCGUUGGCGACUUCUUUACGAUCUACGGCUACAACUACUUCUUUACAAUGUUCAUUAUAGGAGUUGUUGGGAUCUUCCUCGUUUUUUCUGCAAUUAUUGUGUCGUACGGAGGUUGGCACUUCCACGAAUGGUUCCGAGAGGCCUCUGAUGUCAGUGAGUUGUCCGGUGAAUUCUGA
Messenger RNA from Perkinsus marinus ATCC 50983, 846 nucleotides. RefSeq lists its product as hypothetical. Lineage: Eukaryota; Perkinsozoa; Perkinsida; Perkinsidae. Bases 1 to 846 code for a protein of 281 amino acids. The record is from RefSeq and is a predicted model, not a curated record. The transcript is spliced from 7 exons.